UUCAUCCCCCUUUAUCAUCCACCAUCACCGCCGUUCAUCAUCAUCAUCAUCAUCAUCAUCAUCGCCCCCACCACCACCACCACUACCACCACCACCAUCAUCCUCCUCGCCACGAUGUCUCGGCGCAAGCAGCCCAACCCCAACAAAGUCAAGCCAGUCAUGGAAAACUCCACAGAGGAGCCGCGAGAAGGGGGAGGAGCCAACACUGAGAUAAACGAGGAGGAGGCAGAGCUAACAGAGGAGAAAACGCACAGUAACCUCAAAGGAGCGAUCAACGGAGUGAUGGAGGCGGCAGCGAGCGGAGGAGAGAAGCUACAGAACGGAGACCGAGGAGGAGGUGGAGGUGGAGGAGGAGGAGUCAUGGGAGCUGAAGGAGGAGGCGACCUGUCCUCCAUCAACGCCAUGAUGUCAACGGUGAUGUCGGCAGCGGGGACCAUCAACGGUGGAGGAGAUGGAGAAGGAGAGAGUGGCGUCACCUCAGCCAACUCCUCCGCCGGGCCCUCCCCAAGCCCCUCCCCCAGCAAGUCGCUGACGGCAGCCAUGAGAGCCCCACCCAGCCGGAACGCCCGACGCAACCAGGACACCAAAGAAGACAGCUCAGCUUAUAUCUGUCCGCUUUGUGACAAGAGCUGUCAGACACAACACCAGCUCACCAUGCACAUCAGACAGCACAAUGCAGACGCCGGCGCGACGGACCACUCCUGCAGCAUCUGCGGGAAGUGCCUGAGCUCGGCCUCGUCGCUGGACCGGCACAUGUUGGUCCACAGCGGGGAGAGACCCUACAAGUGUAGCAUCUGCGGACAGACCUUCACCACCAACGGCAACAUGCACAGACAUAUGAAGAUCCAUGAGAAGGACCCGGCCAGCGGUCUGCUCCCCGUCAGCCCCCCCUCCCCGACCAAACGCCGCCGUCCGUCCGUCAAGAGGAGGCAGGGCCCGGAGGAGGAGAACGGAGAGGAGCCGCCCAGCAAGAAGGUGGUGGACGACGCGGCGGCGGAGGACUCGGUGGUAGCGGUUCGCGGAUCGGAGGAGGAGCUGCUGCCCUGUCCCAUCUGCUUCAAGACCUGCAGCUCCAGGCUGGAGCUGGAUGCCCACAUGGACGCGCACCCGGACACCGCGCUGAGGUGUGACCUCUGCUGCCUUUCUUUCCGAACUCACCGCGGUCUGUUGCGUCACAAUGCGGGGGUUCAUAAGCUCCUUCCCCAGGACCCCAGUGGCCGCCCCUUCAUCCAAAACAACCCCUCCAUCCCCACUGGCUUCAACGACCUGGCCUUCAUCGACUUCUCUUGCAAGAAGUUUGCUAACAUUGCACAGGUUUGGUGUGAGACAAACCUUCGUCGCUGUAUCAGUAAGUUCCACCGGUUCAUCUGUGAUAGUUGUGACAAGGCGUUCCCCCUUCGCUCUGCCCUCGAUCUCCAUAAAACCACCUCCCACCCCGACAAACCCGCCGCCACCGACACGGCGGAAAACGCGGAGAAAGCCGAAGAGGAUGGGGCUGCGGAAAAUGGUGUCGAGAACGACAGUCAGGAUGUAGAGAAAGAAGUCCUGCCCUCGGAGCAGACCAGCUUCUUGGAAGUGCUUGGUCUUCAGCACAUUUCCACGGUGAAGUCUGGUCCCACAGACGAUGAGAUCCAUCAGGCCCAUCUGGACAGCAUCAAGGUGAUCCACGUGGAGCCGCCAUGCUCCAGCCUUCCCCAGGAGCCGGCCUCUGCCUACCUGUCCGGAGGUCUGGGGCUGACUUUGGGGCUGGGUGUGGGUGGUCUGGCGGCCCUCAGCAUCCCGCUGCUCGAGGCCUCCGCCUUGCAGGGCCUCUCCCAGAAAGACGCCCUCAGCCUGCUGUCCCUGCAGCCCUUCCAGACCGGCUUCCUCCUGCAGCCUGACGGGACCGCCGCAACGGCCAGCGCUGCCUCGUCGGGGGCCAAACCCGGUGAGGCAGGUGGAGCUGGGAUCAUGGAGCUGGCUGACAUCCAGCAGAUCCUCAAAGUGGCAACUGCAACGCCGAAUCAGAUGGGACUGACCCUCCCGCCUCUGGCCAAAGCUCCUGGAUUCACCGGAGGUCAAGGUCAAGUGCAGGGUCAGAAGGCGAUGCCUCCGCUGAAGCCCAAACCUCCCAUCACCCCUCGCUCCAGCCUCACGGCCACGACUCCUCCCCCCCUCCAGAGCUCUCAGCAGGCCUCACUGGGCUGCAUCAGCCCCAGCCUGCCACCUCCGACCCCCUCCCUCUUCAAAACACCUCCCUCGUCGUCCUCCUCGUCCUCAUCCUCCUCCUCAGCUGGGAACGGAGGCCAGAUGGAUGCAGAGUGCAUGGGCGACGCUCACACGCCGUUGUCUGACUCGCCGCCAGCCGCUACCACAACUGUACAAGAGGAGGCAGGGCUUAGCGGGAGGAAGCCAGGAACCAAAUCGGGGAACAACGCCAGUGCCGGCUCGACUAAAGGCUCGUUCCCGUGCCGCUUCUGCGACCAGGUGUUUGCCUUCUCUGGCGUCCUGCAGGCUCACAUGCGCUUCCACCUCGGCAUCCUUCCUCACCAGUGCAACAUCUGCGACUAUGUGGCUCCAGACAAAGCUACGCUGAUCCGACACUUGCGGACGCACAGUGGCGAACGACCGUACGUUUGCCGGGUCUGCCAUUAUCCUUUCACUGUCAAAGCCAACUGCGAGCGCCACCUCAGGAAGAAGCAUGCGAAGACCUCGAGGAAAGACAUUGAGAAGAACAUAAAAUACGUCACCUCCACCACUACGGCAAACAUCACAGCGGCGAUCACCGCCGCAACCACCACCCCCACCCAGGACACAGAGACAGGCUGCAGCGGGGCUGAGACGACGUGUCGGUUCUGCGGUGAGGACCUGAAGACCUACCGGGCGCUGCAGAUCCACCUGCGAACACACAAUGGCUGUCAGAGGAAGCCGUUUGAGUGCCGGCGCUGCGGCGCUGCCUUCCUGGCCAAACGCAACUGCAUCCACCACCUGCUGAAGCAGCACCCCGAGGUGCAAGAGCGGGAGAUUGAGGAGCACAUCGCCACGCUCCAGCCGGCCACCGUGCCCGUUACCACCGCCCCCCCGGCCCGAGCUGCUCCGGUGAAUCAGAUGGUGCUGAAUGGGAUCGGUCAGCCUCCGAUCCAGGCGCUCCAAGCGGUGAAAGUGGAGGAGCUAGCCAACGUGGCUUAUCCUGCAGAACUGGACCAGCCGCUGGACUUCUCUGCUAAGGGUCGUGGAGCCGGAAGCCAGGCGGGGUCUCCUGGGGUCAAACUGGAGAGUGUCUCCCCCAGCUUCGACUGCUCCGUCCUGGACCAGCCCAUCGAUCUGUCCAUCCCCAGCAAGAGGCAGCGGAGAGAGGCAGCGAACGGAGAGAAGAAGGAGAUCAAGACGGAGCAGAGUGGCGGCAGCAUCAUCGAGCAGCAGCAUGCCCUGGCUUUGUCCAAGGAGGAGAAGGCGGGGAGUGCCCUGCCUCCUCUACACCCUCACCCCCAGCUCGGCUGCUACCAGCUCCCUCCUGGAUCCAACCCUCCCCCCGCCUCCCUCCCCAACCUCAACAACUCUGCUCGAGCCCAGCGCCUGAAACCACUGCUGCCCAAGCCGGCCUCCUCCACGUCCUCCUCACCCUCCACUGCCCUGAAAGAGCUCCCUCCUCUGGCCUCCAUCGCUCAGAUCAUCCACUCUGUGUCCGGAGCUCCAGACCUGCUGAAGAGAGAGGCCGCCUCGCUGGAGGGCAAACCCCAGGCGACUGGUGCUGCCUCUCAGGCCGAGUCAGCUGCAGACACCCCGGGAACCUCCGCUGGUCUAGAGACACAGAGCGACGACACGUCUGAGGGAUCGUCCAGAAAACGGUCCAGGAAGAAACUGGCUCUGGCAGUGAAGGAGAAGACCGUCGUGAGCGGCGGUGGCAUCGACCUGGAGUCCAGUGGGGAGUUUGCCAGCGUGGAAAAGAUGCUGGCCACCACCGACGCCAACAAGUUCAGCACCUACCUGCAGACCGGAGCUGCAGACCUGGGAGGAAAGAGAGAUGGUGACGGAGGGGAGGAGAAGGAGGGAGGAGUGAAGGAGGAGGCGAAGCCUGCGGCGGCGGCGGCGGCGGUGGUGCCUCUGUCCAAAGGGAAGAAAAACGCCUACUCCAACUCUGUCCAGAAGAUGACCUGCCCCUUCUGCCCCCGAGUAUUCCCCUGGGCCAGCUCUCUGCAGAGACACAUGCUGACACACACCGGUCAGAAACCGUUCCCCUGUCCGAGGUGCGACGCCUUCUUCUCCACCAAAUCCAACUGCGAGCGCCACUUGCUGAGGAAACACGGUGUGACCCACAGGACGCUGCGACGCAACGGCGCCCUCAUGAAGAAAGAGGGAGACGAAGGCUCGCACGAGAGCGCAGAGAGUCAGUCAGAGACGGAGCAGGUUGCCACGGAAGCACAAGACCUCAGCGGCGCCAACUCGUCCACAGACUCUGGCUCCGCCCCCACCGCGGAUAGCCCCGCCCCGUCUGAGCAGAAGGGGGCGGGGUCGACAAAAACGAGCCCCACCUCAAAACAAAGCCAAGGUUGCAGUCCAGCCGAUAAUAGUGCGGAGCAGUCGGAGACAGAAGCCACAGAGCAACCGGACCAGCAGGGGGCGCCAGAGACCAGAGCAGCGCAGGGAAAACAGCCUCCGCUGAGCAGCAGCGCCAAGGUGGAAAGCACAGAUGACGACGACUGCCACAGCAACAAAAGUCUGGACCUGAACUUUGGCAAAAAGCUCAUCGACUUCAAGCUCUCCACAUCGUCGGGCUCCGCUCAGGAAGAACAAACCUCCCAGCCCGCCUCCUCUUCAUCUUCCUCCCCAUCAUCUUCUACCUCUGCUCCCCAAGCAGCAACAGAGAGCCCGGAGAAGGAGGAGGAGAAGGAGAAAGGCGCCGCGGCCGCCACCUCCUCCUGUUCUGGCAGCCCUGUGGCGAAGCAGCAGCCGGAGUACAAACACGUCUGUCGAGUUUGCAAGAAGAGUUUCCGCUACGCCACCACCCUCGCUCGGCACGAGAGGGCGCACCUCUCCGAGGAGACGCCCACUCCGGCGCCGGCGGAGGAGGCGCCGCCGGUGAAAGAGGAGGCGACGGAGAGCCACGCCAGCAAGCCGGCUGAGGAGGAGAAAGACGAGGAGCAGAAGAAGGAGACGGAGAUGGACCUGGAGGACGGAGGAGCGAGGGGAGGUGACAGCGAGGCGGGGGAGAGCGGGGAGUCGGAGGAGGAGGAGAAGGAGAAGGAGGAGAGGAGCGACGAGGAGGCGUCGGAACCAAAGAGUUUGGAGGGAGGAGAGGCGUCAAGAGGACGAGUGGAUAAGAGGAAGAAGAUCUGCAACGUCUGCGGCAAACGAUUCUGGUCUCUGCAGGACCUGACCAGACACAUGAGGUCACACACAGGUGAGCGGCCCUACCAGUGUCAAACCUGCGAGAGGACUUUCACACUGAAGCACAGCCUGGUUCGUCACCAGAGGAUCCACCUGAAGCCCCGCGGAGCCGACGGAUCCUCCGCCGCAAACGACGACGCCAGCGAGGACGGAGACUCCUGCACCCCGACCCCGACCUCCACCUGCCCGCCCUCGGAGAAUGAGAGCGAGUGCGGGAGCGGCUUCGCCGGGGCCAAGGAGCUGGAGGAGGAAAACGCAAAAGAGGAGGGAGAGGGUCAGCGGGACGCCGGUGAUGGAGCGGAAUCGGCCGCGGCGGAGGAGGAAAACCCCGCAAAACCAGCAGAGUCCGGCGCGGAUUCAGAACCGCCAGCUGCUGUCGCUUCUGAAGACCCGGACGCCGAGGAAAAAUCCGAACUCUCUGCAGACUCUGCCACGCAGCAGCCCUCCACCAGCACAACUCCCAGCCAACAAGCUACUGACACAAAGACAACUACUAGCGACGACUCCGCAGCCAGCGACCCGAAAUCCACCCCCGACCCAAACACCUCCAAAGACCCCUCUCCCUCCGCCUCCGGCUCUCCGCCAGGGGAGGCCGCAACAGACACCCCCGCAGAGGGCUUCAUCCAGGGGCUGCUGGAGAUCCACGCCAAGUCCUCUCUGGAGCACAUCCUGCCCAACGGAGAGCCUCCUCUGGUCGGGGUAGACUGAGAGGAAACUCCCUCGGCUGCCUCAACCAACAUCACCACAGUGCCAUACCACGGAAAGACGCUACACCAUUGAUGAUGAGGAUGAUGAUGCAAAAACCAGCCCAGAAAACUUUUUUUGAUAGAAAGACGAAAACCUCGUUUUCUUGAAGUGCCUUACUACUAGUCCUACUUCUAUGAUGUUUUUUGCUAUAUCUUUAUCUGCAUUAUUACGGAGGAUGGAUCUAAUUUUUAUAGCUUUUUAUGAUGACAAUGAUUUGCAUUACUAUUUUUUUGUGCGGGGAAUCUAUAUUUCAGCAAUAAAAAGAAUAAAGUUACAAUUUAUUAUUGUUCUAGAUUCUGUUUGAGAAUUUAUGAUCAACUUAGGAGACGCAGAGAGACAGACAAAGACUGAGAUGGACUGUCAUUAUCUGCGAUUGUUCUUCUGUAUUUAAAUCACAGCUGGGCUACAGCCACACACCGGAGACUGAGCAAUCCGAUUUUAAGAUUUGAACCAGCUUCUUUGAGAACGAACUAGUCAGGGUGGGGAACUUGACUUUUUUUUGGUCCGUCAGCCACAGCAGCUUUUCAGACGUCAGAACUCCCCCGCCGCGUCUCCUGCGCGACCGGCCGUUUAGAUAUGUCUGGAUAAGACCGAACCCCGGAGGCGAUGGCUGGUGGCGCCCCGUUUCAGCGGCAGAUAACGGCCACCGCGGAUGUCUGGUGGCCGUCUCCCGCCGUGUGGCCAAGGAAGCUUUUUGUAACUGGAAAACACAGAAGGGCCGGCGCCUCGUCGUCUUUUUUUUUUUUUUGGCUCGCUUCCGCACCAAUCCCCAUCUCACGGCUGGCUCGGGGAAAAAAAAACAACAAAAAAACACACACACACACACACACACACACACGCACACAAAAACAUUCACGAACUUGACAAAGUCGCACCAGAUUUCUGUGUGAAAACUCCUGAAAGGGCAGACAAUAGUGUUGAUCAGUCUGUGUUCUCCAUGUUGUUGUUUUUUUUUUUUU
This is a messenger RNA of Xiphias gladius (swordfish), 7073 nucleotides long. It is a transcript of the gene rreb1a, whose product is annotated as ras responsive element binding protein 1a. The record is from RefSeq and is a predicted model, not a curated record. Lineage: Eukaryota; Metazoa; Chordata; Actinopteri; Istiophoriformes; Xiphiidae. Gene Ontology annotation, molecular function: RNA polymerase II cis-regulatory region sequence-specific DNA binding; DNA-binding transcription activator activity, RNA polymerase II-specific. The coding region runs from base 115 to 6075 and encodes 1986 amino acids. The transcript has 19 exons. Gene Ontology annotation, cellular component: nucleus. Gene Ontology annotation, biological process: regulation of transcription by RNA polymerase II.